This is a messenger RNA of Oncorhynchus kisutch (coho salmon), 1534 nucleotides long. Its product is annotated as protein FRG1. NCBI's taxonomy places the organism in Eukaryota, Metazoa, Chordata, Actinopteri, Salmoniformes, Salmonidae. The record is from RefSeq and is a predicted model, not a curated record. Gene Ontology annotation, cellular component: catalytic step 2 spliceosome; striated muscle dense body; nucleolus. Gene Ontology annotation, molecular function: actin filament binding. The transcript has 9 exons. The coding region runs from base 122 to 889 and encodes 255 amino acids.
GAUGUCGCUCGUUUGGUAACUGAUAUUUGUUUUUACCUCGACAGCCACCGUACUCGCAUGUUGUUUUCGUUUGUUUAUGUUGUUAGCUUGGUGGCUAGCUAGUUUCCCAUAAUCUGAAGAUAUGGCUGACUAUUCCAAAGUGAAAAUAACAAAACUUGCUUUGAAAGGACUUAACAAGGGAAAGAAGAAGAAGCACAAGGAUAAGAAGAGAAAAAGGGACGAUGCACAAGAUAAACCGGAUAUUGUUGGUGGAUGGUGGUGUAUCAGUGGCUUUGGGGAGAUUUCAGGAACGGUUGCAAUAGAGAUGCAGACUAAUUCCUACAUCCAUGCCCUGGAUACUGGUCUUUUCACAGUUGGUGCACCACAUCAAGACGAUGAAGGGCCAGACCCCCCGGAGCAGUUCACUGCCAUCAAGCUGUCAGACUCUAGGGUAGCCCUGAAGUCUGGCUAUGGGAAGUAUCUAGGGAUCACCUCGGAGGGGGUCGUGGUGGGGCGUUCCGACGCCAUCGGCUCCCGCGAACAGUGGGAGCCAGUUUUCCAGGACGGAAAAAUGGCUCUCAUGGCAGCAAAUAGCUGUUUCAUCUCUUACAGUGAAUGUGGGGACAUUGAGGCCAAGGGCAAGUUGGCGGGGGAUGACGAGAUGGUUAAGAUCCGGUCAUGCGCGGAGAGGGAGGUCAAGCGAAACGACGACAUUGCCGACGAGGACAGGGGCAACGUGAAGAACUGCGAGCUCAACUACGUAAAGAAGUUCCAGAGUUUCCAGGACAGGCGGCUGAGGGUGAACGAGGAGGACAGCAACACGCUGAAGAUGGCCCGGAAAGACGGGAAGUUCCACGAAGAGUUGUUAGACAGGAGAGCCAAGAUGAAAGCAGACAGAUACUGCAAGUGAAGAUACAAGAAUUUAUGGAUUGUCCACUCGUCUUUGAAUUUCUUAUGUUAAAAUCAAAAAGGCUCUUUUUUAAAUUAGUUUUAUUGUUUGACUGGCAUUGAUGAAUCUGUUUUGAUGGAACUUUAUCAUGAAUACAUUUUAUUUGGUUAAGAGAAAGUAAAACUGUGCAAUUGUCAUUUCAAUCCCUAAACCCCUUCCCUAGAAGGCUCCUCAGAAGACUGAAUACCUUGUUUCACUGAGUUUCCCAUCUCAGAUAAUAAACAGCAGUAGUGGUUAUGGUGAACUGGAUUGUAUUUGAGAGAUUACCCAGUGACCAAUUUUCCUGUAAAUCAUUGCUAACAUGCCUACCACCACUAUCAUUGUUUUGCCCUAAAAAACGGCACAUCAGUAGAUCUGUUAGAUGUUUGGGACAGUCCAUUGAUGUUUGUGUAUUAGGCAAUACUGUAGGGAGAGUGGGGUAAGUUGAGAAUUUAUUUUGCUUUCAGCAUCACUACAUCAAGGGAAAUAUAGUAUUCUUUCUAACAAAGAUAUCUACAUAUAUUUCAGGAUGUUGUGUAUCCCUGGAAAUAAUCAGAAUUAAUGUUAAAAAAAUAAUAAUACAGUUUUGAAAACAUAGCUUAUUAAACAUUCUCUUGGCAAAACUUA